AUGCCAAUCAUCAACGGCCAGAAGAUGGCUUGCGAGCCAUGCAUUCGGGGCCAUCGUUCCACCAAAUGUACCCACGCCAAUGAACGGUUGAUGAUCCCCGUCCGGAAACCCGGAAGACCGCUCAGUUCAUGCCCGCAUCCGCCGUCCCGCGGCUGUGGAUGUGGCAGCGUCACAGCCGCCAUCCCCAGGAAGCAAAAAUGCAACUGUGGAUCCAACGGCGCCGUUUCCAGCAGCAACAACGGUUCGAACUCCAACGGCCCAGGCGUCAUUAAAGUCGAGUCGCCCGCUGGCGAGGCGCUGCCCGCCUCGCCAGCCACCAUGAAGCCUAUGACAACUAGCUCCACGUAUCGCGUCUCGAAACCGAAUGCCAAAGCCAACGGCCGCAAGCAGUCUUUUAGUGCCGCCAAUUUCGAGCGUAUGGACCCAAGCCAAACAAACAUCUUGCCCGCCUACGACAUGUCGCAAACGGUGCCUUCCCAGUUGAAUGGCAGCGUCCCUUUUGUGAUGGCGCCGACUCCCCGGCAUAGUCUGGACUACACUCAGGGAGUCCCUCUGAGCCCCAACGGGUCACUCCACAGUCCGAUGACAUACCCUCUAUACCAGCCGCCCAUGGCGCCCCUCGUGUCCCACAAUUCUCAAGAGGCACCGGCAUUGUCUUCCGUAGUCGGUUCCGGGAUUGCAGAAGUGUCUGAAAUUUCAACCGCAGUCAAGACGACAGGAGCUCGGUCAUGUUGCGCCGCACCUCCAGGGAAAAUAAAAGAUACUCCUCCCGACAGUGCGGCUUCCAGUCCUAGAAUUGCCCCUAAGCCUCAAGCAGGCGGGUGCUGCUCAUCCAAGAACGUGCAGUCACCCGCAGAGCCGAACACGACGCCUGGGAACGGAGUUCCCGCAGGCAAUGGAGCCGCCAUGACCCCGUUCCAAAGUCCAAUGAAUAUUGGCCAGCCGAUGUAUGCCUCAUACUUCCCGCAACCCACCCUCUUCACCUACCCGCCUCAGUACGGGUCGUACUUGGCACCGCUUCAACCUGCACAGUGGAGGAAGGCGAUGGAAGCCCUUCAACUCGGCCAGCCCAUACAUCAACCAUCUUCUUAUGAAAUGACAACGCCACUGCCUUUCAACCCGAACGAGGGACCUGCUUCUCACCUGGCAAAUGCGGCGGCGGGUGUAUCCCAUAUCUGCUCAUGCGGUGAUGGCUGCCAGUGUGUCGGCUGUGCCGCCCACCCGUACAACGAGGCCACCCAGAACUGCAUAAGGUCAGCUUGGCAGAGCAUGACCGUGGAGGACCCCUAUUUCCAUACGAACGGCGCUAUCAGCGAGAAGAACUCGCCUGCCGUACAGGAAAACAUGAACGGCUUGGCAAAUCUCAACUUAGACUUGACAUCAGACGCCCGCCUAACCGCAGACGCAGGCGGCUCGCCAUCAGCUCCGCAGACCCCGUCUGAUGCCGCCUCGGGUGUCAACGAGGAGCUGCCAGCGAACGACUUCUUCUUCGUCGAGUAUCCCUUCGAGUCUUGCUUGGGCGAAACGGCGUCUUGCCCUUGCGGGGACGAUUGUCAGUGUAUCGGCUGUGAGAUACACAACCACAACGGGGAGCCCAGUUGA
Molecule: messenger RNA, 1602 nt
Organism: Sodiomyces alkalinus F11
Lineage: Eukaryota; Fungi; Ascomycota; Sordariomycetes; Glomerellales; Plectosphaerellaceae
Exons: 2
Coding region: 1-1602 (533 amino acids)
Biological process (GO): positive regulation of transcription by RNA polymerase II; intracellular iron ion homeostasis; intracellular copper ion homeostasis
Cellular component (GO): nucleus
Molecular function (GO): copper ion binding; RNA polymerase II cis-regulatory region sequence-specific DNA binding; DNA-binding transcription factor activity, RNA polymerase II-specific
Source: RefSeq, a predicted model, not a curated record